AAUAUAAUAAUAGCAUUUCGACAUAGGUAAUGCAAAUAGAAUGUAUGCUGAUUUUUUGUGCUUAAUAAUAACACUCUCACCAUGUCAAGUAUUUCAAAAGAUCCGUUGCAAUUUGUGCGCGAAGAUGAUUUUGUAGAGUAUUACAUCUUUCCGAAAACACCCGAGACUCAAUCAGAUGAAGAGGAAGCUGUGAUUUUAAAUGAAUUAUCAAAUAAAGUUCUAUCCCUUUACGCAGAAUAUGCGAAAGAUUAUAUUUGGCAUAAAGAUGAAUUUAAUGUCACGCCCUGCACCCGCAUGAAACACAUGUUAAAGGAAAAUGAUACUACCAAAGGACCGAUGCCAAUACAUCUUUUUGGAGUGACACAUUAUGGGGAUAAUAUUCAAGAUGAGUGGUUUAUUGUGUCAUUAUUAUUUGAAAUAAGUAGGCAAAUUGAAGAUGUGAUUGUACGUGUUGUGGAUUCUGAUGGAGAAUUUUUAUUGAUUGAAGCAGCUGAUCAUUUGCCAAAAUGGGCUACACCUGAAACUUGUGAGCAAAGGGUAUAUAUAUACAAUGGAAGUCUUCAUAUCAUUCCUAUUAAAUCUAAUGAAGAAAAUAUGAAAAUAGAUGAUGAUGAUGAGAGUGAUAAAGAUUCUAUGGAUGAAGACAUUGUAGAUGUAGAAGUCAUCUGCUUACAAGAUGCAUUUAAAGAAAUUUAUUCCGAUCCCAGCUUGACUAUAGCCUCUGAGUCUGUUCAAGAAAGUAUCAGGCACAGGACAAAGGAUUUUCCAUCAGAUAUUUCCAAAUUCCUACAUAGAACAACUAUUUAUGUUCCAGUAGCGAUUGCAAAAAUUCUAGAUAAAAAUCCACAAUUAAUAGCUCCAGCAAUCCAAGCAUUCUGCAACAGAGAUGUUGUGGAUAUGAAAGCAUGUAGAGCAAUGAAAUAUUUUCCACCUGAAAAUAGAGUAUAUUGCAGUGUGAAAUUUACCAAGUGUUUAUAUGCAAUGCUAGUGCAUAAUAAUUAUGUUCCUGACAGACGAAUUGGUUGGAAGUUACCUGAUAUUAAUAGUAAAGAAUAUAAAGCCCACAAUCUCGGUGUUAGAGUCGCUUGCGGUUUUGAAAUAUUAGCAGCACAAAUAAAAACUGAUCAAGAUUUUGAAGGAGAUAAGGCAUGGAUCACCUAUUUACAAAAGUUAACAGAGAAAGGUUAUUUUGCAGGGCAUCUAGAAAAAUCAGAAUCUCAUAACAAAUUACUGAAAGAAGCUAAAGAUUAUUAUACAAAAUAUAGAGAGAGCAUGAAUGUGACCCCAACCAUAAGUAAAAAAAUAAUUGAUUUACUUAAAAACUUAGAUGCAGAUCUUGAUUCAAGUGAAUUAAAUAAAGAUAUUAGUGAAUGUCCUCCUGAUGAUGAUGAAAAUUGGUUGAAUAUAAGCCCCGAAGAACUUGAUGAAAUGAUGAAAAAGCGGUUUGGCCAAAAGUGUCAGGUAUUUUCAAAUUCAGAAGUUAAUCCAAAUGAUUUAACAAGCAAACUUUCUGAAUUUUUGGAUCACAGAUCUGGAAUCGAUGGAGUAGAAUUUACAGAUGAUGUUGAUUUAAAAUUUGACAAACCAGUAAAACCAAAAAGAGGUAUUUUUAAAAAUAAAAAUAAGGGUGCUUCUUCAAAGCCUAACAAAAAUUGUGAUAAUAAAGUUGAUUUUGAUGCGGAUGCUUUUGCUUGUGCUAUUCAAAAUAUACUUGAUUUCAAAAUUCCUGAUGAAAACUGGGAUCAAAGUUCAGAUUCGGAGAUGAGUGACUAUGAUGAUGUACAGAAUAAUUCUGAUAUAGAUCAGGGUAACAUUAAAAAUUACAUGGAUCUAAUGGAUAAAGAAUUAGCUUCUACUACAAUUGGAAAGAGUUUUAGAAAUGAUGAUAUAGAAAAUGAUAAUUUUGAUGAAGUAGAAGAUUUCAAACCAGUUGAUAUCGAUGUUAAUGCGCUGAGAAAUAUGGUUAAAAGUUAUGAAGGUGAGAUGGGAAAAUCUGGCCCUGCAACAAAUUUAUUAAGUUCAAUUGGGCUGAGAUUGGAGCCCGAUAUGCAAGUAGAUUGAUUUUAUUUAUUUUAUGAGCAUAUUGACUAAUAUUAUAUCUCAUCCAUUUUGCUGUUUCAAAAUAAUUGCCAUAUUAUGCUAAAUAGGCUUUGAAUUCGUAAGAAGGAUGUUUUAUAUAUUGUGUUGUAGUGAUGUUUAAUUUAUACUAUUUUUCUUAUUGAUUUUA
Molecule: messenger RNA, 2227 nt
Organism: Ctenocephalides felis (cat flea)
Lineage: Eukaryota; Metazoa; Arthropoda; Insecta; Siphonaptera; Pulicidae
Gene: ecd
Product: protein ecdysoneless
Exons: 4
Coding region: 82-2061 (659 amino acids)
Cellular component (GO): nucleus
Source: RefSeq, a predicted model, not a curated record